Hevea brasiliensis (rubber tree) is the source of this 1689-nucleotide messenger RNA. RefSeq lists its product as uncharacterized. NCBI's taxonomy places the organism in Eukaryota, Viridiplantae, Streptophyta, Magnoliopsida, Malpighiales, Euphorbiaceae. The transcript is spliced from 3 exons. Bases 1 to 1689 code for a protein of 562 amino acids. The record is from RefSeq and is a predicted model, not a curated record.
AUGGAUUUUGGUAUUUUAGGAAUGAAAAUUGUCCGUGGAAUUAAUCUUAAAGGUGGACAUGAAUUUAUAUCGAAAAUCUUAUUCAGACAACCCAUUGAAAAAAAUGGCUCAUUUAAAUGGGAUUGCAUGGGUUUGACAAACGAUGACGAUGUGAAUAUUAUGUUUAAUUACAUUGAUGAAAUUGGAGCAAUCAAGUGUACGGAUGAUUUUGAAUCGCUUAGCAAUGAUUAUUGUCCUGAUGAUGAUGAGGAUGAUGCGGAGUCUGAUGAAGAAUGGAUUGAUAGUGAUGACUGGGACAUGAAUGAGGAUAGUGGUAAUCAUAAUGAGUUAGUAGUAGAUUUGCCUUUUUACUAUAAUACUCAUGUUGCAAACCCAAUAAUGCCGCUUGUCCCUCCUCCGCCUUAUAGUGAAAUAGAUUUUUCAUUGCUAACGGUUGAUCCAUGGUCAACACCACAGUGUAGUUCAAUGUGGGAUCCAUUAAAAGAGUUUGAAUUAGGAAUGAUAUUCUCAUCUAGAGAGGAUGUCCAAAAAGCUGCCAAAGAAUAUCAUUUACAUAGGCACCAUGAGUUUUGUAAUGAGGAGACAAAGAGUAGAACAUAUGCCAUCAGGUGCAAAGACACAACGAGCAAUUGUAAGUGGAGAUUGCGUGCCUCACGAGGGAAAGGAAGUGAUAUAUGGAAAAUUACGCGAUAUAAUGGACCACAUACAUGUGUUAAUCCAUCACUGUCACAAGAUCAUAAGCAAUUGGAUAGCAAAUUUAUAUCUGAUUUCAUUCUCGCCAUUGUACGUGAACAACCCAAUGUGAAGAUAGGAGCGUUACAGUCUGAAAUAAAAGAUAAGAUUGGAUAUAUGCCAAGUUAUCGAAAGACCUGGAAGGCUAGGCACGAUGCAAUUAUUAAGAUCUUUGGUGAUUGGGACGAAUCUUACGGAAGGUUGCGACAAUAUAUGCUUGCUUUGUGCAAACAGAACCCUGAAAGUAUGUUCUUGAUUGAAGAUGAUCCUUUUUUUGUUAAUAAUAGAUUAGAUCCUGCUUAUCGGGUUUUCGAUAGAAUGUUUUGGGCAUAUAAACAAACAAUAGAAGGAUUCAAGAACUGUCGACCGGUUAUAUUCAUAGACUCAACUUUUUUAUAUGGAAAGUACAAAGGAUGUUUAUUUUGUGCAACAACACUUGAUGGUAAUAACCAUAUUUUCCCAAUUGCGUGGGCAAUAGUCGACAGUGAAAAUACAAGGAACUGGGAUUGGUUUAUGUCUUGUUUGAGGGUGUUUGUGACAGAUCGUAAUGGAAUAUGUGUUAUAUCAGAUAGACAUAUUGCCAUAAAAAAGGCAAUGAAUCAAGAUUGGUGGCAGCCUCCUGCUGGGCAUCAUCGAUACUGCUUAAGACAUAUCAUCAGCAAUUACAACACAAAGUUUAAGAAUACUAAUAUGAAAGAAGCUCUCCGAAAGGCAGCACAACAAUUGGAAAAAAAAAAUUUUUAUGAGGCCAUGAACACAAUCAAGAAUGAGCAUCCUGAUACAUUUGAAUGGGCUACAAAGAUACCUUUGGAAAAAUGGACACGUUCUCAUGAUGGAGGGAAACGUUAUGGCUCCAUGACAACUAAUACUGUUGAGUCUGUUAAUGGAAUACUCAAAGGGAUCCGUGCUUUACCCAUAACUGCAAUGGUAGAAAAAAUAUUUUUCCAAAGGUGUUGA